AUGCCGAGCCGCGGGAGAACGCAGCCGCCGUCGAGCCCCGUGCCGGACUACGACUCACGAGAGAAGUCGGUGGAGGUGACCUCCCUCGACUCCCUGAGCCUGGUCGAUCCCCCGACGGAUCCUCCCCAGCCGCCCAAGACUUACUUCGACGACCGUCGCCCCAUCGUCUCCAUCAACGCCUACUCGGCCCGACCCUCCCCGAACCGCCUGGACUUCCUGCCGUCUCAGAAGCAACUGCAGCAGCAGCAGCAGGACACCCUGUCCGAGGACUACCGAGUGAAGCUGAACCGCUUCGACCGAGCAGCCGAGGACCUCCGAUUCGAGCUCACGGAGACCCUCUCCCGAGCCAAUCUAAGGAACCGAUCCAGCUCGGUCGAGAACCUCCUCGAGGAAUCCCGGAACGGAGAACACCCAGACCCCCUGAAGAAACCCAUUUCGACCCUGACCAAGGGCUGCACCAGCGCAUCCAACCUCGCCGACUCCACCGACUGGGCCGUCUCCGCGAACGGCACUCCCCCCGCGAACGGCACUGCGAACGGCAGCGUCGCCGCCCUCGCCUCCCGCUUCGAGCCAUCCCGCGGCACCUCCGUCACCUACAACUUCCAGAAGACCGGCCCCGUCGUGAGCCGCGACGAGGACAACCGCGUGACGAUCGCGGUGAAGUGCACCCCCCGAAACGGUAUGUCCACGGUCAACUCCAUCUUGAAAUUGAAGCCGUCCCAGCGCCCGACGGCCUUGUCCAAGACCAUUUCCUUUGACGACACGUAA
This is a messenger RNA of Darwinula stevensoni, 768 nucleotides long. NCBI's taxonomy places the organism in Eukaryota, Metazoa, Arthropoda, Ostracoda, Podocopida, Darwinulidae. The record is from the annotation of a GenBank genome assembly.